This is a messenger RNA of Alternaria burnsii, 1119 nucleotides long. Its product is annotated as transcription initiation factor-like protein iib. The coding region runs from base 1 to 1119 and encodes 372 amino acids. Gene Ontology annotation, biological process: transcription initiation at RNA polymerase II promoter; transcription preinitiation complex assembly. Lineage: Eukaryota; Fungi; Ascomycota; Dothideomycetes; Pleosporales; Pleosporaceae. Gene Ontology annotation, cellular component: nucleus; transcription preinitiation complex. Gene Ontology annotation, molecular function: RNA polymerase II general transcription initiation factor activity; TBP-class protein binding. The transcript is spliced from 2 exons. The record is from RefSeq and is a predicted model, not a curated record.
AUGUCGUACGCUCCCGAUGGUCGCCUGCUGUCGCCUGGCGAGGUCUAUGAAGCCGCGCCCGCGCCCGUGAAAGAAGACGAGUGGCAGGAGGACCUCAACGUUGCCAUGAUCUGCCCGGACUGCAAGGAGAAUCCUCCGAAUCUAGUUGAAGAGUUCAGCGCCGGCGACACCAUUUGCGGUUCCUGCGGUCGCGUUCUCGCAGAGAGGACUAUAGACACGCGCUCCGAGUGGCGCACUUUCUCCAACGACGGCAAGUACUUGCCUGCUUAUCAAGGAAAUGACGAUCCCUCGCGUAUCGGAGACGCCGCGAACCCGCUGCUCCAUGGCUCUCAACUCCAGACAGAGAUCGGUUUUGGCGAUGGUGGUAUGAGAGUCCGCGACUUGAGCCGCGCGCACAACAAGAGCAACCACGAUAAAAUCAACAAGGCCCUGCAGGCCGCAUAUGGACAGAUCUCGGCCCUGUGCGACUCACAAAACAUCAGUCGCCCGACUGCCGAGACAGCCAAGAUGCUGUUCAAGAUGACCGACGACGCCAAAUUGUUCAAAGGCAAAUCGCAAGACGCUAUUAUCGCCGGCUGCAUCUUCAUCGCGUGUAGGAAGCACGACCAGCAGCGCAGUUUCCGUGAGAUCUUCAAGAUGACCAACGUUAGCAAGAAGGAAGUUGGCCGUACAUUCAAGGUUCUCGAAGCCUUCAUACAAAAGUCGCAGAACAGCGGGCCCUCUGUCGCAGGAAACGGUGCUGUCAUCGACACCGUCAACCUUCUCAACCAGAAAGGCGGCACCACAGCCACCAGCGCCGCGAGUCUCAUGCCCCGUGCCUGCGCCAAACUUGCCCUUGGAACACAGGUACAGAUGGUUGCAGAGGAAUGCGCGGAUCAGGUCGCUCAUUACGGAGUCGCAGCUGGACGCUCGCCGCUGUCCAUCGCUGGUGCCUGUCUCUACCUCGUCUCCCAUCUCAUGGGCCAGCCCAAGUCUCCGAAAGAGAUUGGUCUCGCAGUCGAAGUCAGCGACGGAACCAUCCGCACUGCAUACAAGCUCAUGCACUUGGAACAGGACAAGCUCAUCAAGGAGGAAUGGAUCGCAAAGGGUGGCGACCGCUCCAGGAUUCCGCAAGCAUAG